Molecule: messenger RNA, 2757 nt
Organism: Theobroma umbraticum
Lineage: Eukaryota; Viridiplantae; Streptophyta; Magnoliopsida; Malvales; Malvaceae
Source: RefSeq, a predicted model, not a curated record
UUUUCCUUCUACUUGCGCCAAAAUAUCUUUGUGGCUUGAUCUAAUCACACUCUCUGUCUCAUCCCCCACUCGCUCGCCUCAGUUUCUUUCCUUCCUUUGAUCUGCUGCCACCACUGAUUCUGCCUUCGGUGGUCGCCCAGCCCUUCCCACUGCCGCAUCCCCACCUCACUCUUCUUCUCCGAUUCUCUGUUUUUCCCUUCUACCCGUUCCCUCCCUCCAAAAGACUAUCGACCUCUCAAAAUACCCAACUAGCUACAAUACCUUACUUUAAUAUAUAAUAAUAAUAUUAUUACUAAAAUAAUUGAAAAGCUUGGUAUAGAGCAGCAGUAAUGCAAUGCUAAAGUUAGUUAUGGCUUGUAACUGGGAUGGACGAUUAUUCUAUUGAGCCACUCCAAUGACAACUAACAAACUGCUCUAUGUCUCUUUGUAACGGGGAGUUGGAAGUGCGGACGCUUGUUUUUACCGCCAAAGCUUAUGUCAAUCUCCGUUCUCUCCGGCGCCGAAACUCCACUCUUAGAGCAAGACAUCGUAGACGGCUGCGUUGGUUGCACUGGCCGCCCUGUCUCCAGGGCCAAGUCCGGCGGCUGGAGGUCCGCGUCUUUUAUCAUUGGCGUCGAAGUUGCUGAGAGGUUUGCGUAUUUCGGAAUCGAGUCCAACCUCAUCAGUUACUUAACGGGACCUCUGGGCCAGUCCACCGCCGCUGCAGCAGAGCAAGUCAACGCUUGGUCUGGAACGGCAAUGCUUUUGCCACUCUUGGGGGGAUUCGUUGCUGAUUCUUUCCUCGGCCGGUACCGCACCAUUAUUGUCGCUUCUCUGCUUUACGUAUUGGGGCUAAGCUUGUUGACUUUCACAGCCACUCUUCCUUCUGUCAAUCCUUCUGGCUGCCAAAAUACUGAUAACUUUGCAUUAUGCUCCUCUCAGUUUCAAGUGAUACUAUUCUUCUUCGCACUCUUUCUGGUAGCACUCGGACAAGGUGGACAAAUUCCAUGUGUUCAAGCUUUUGGUGCAGAUCAAUUUGAUACUCAAGACCCAGAGGAGUGCAAAGCCAAGAGUUCAUUCUUUAAUUGGUGGUUUUUUUGUUUGUGUACUGCCAUGUUUAUAACACGUUGGGUUUUAAACUACAUCCAAGACAAUCUUAGUUGGGUUCUUGGAUUUGGGAUUCCCUGUGUUAUAAUGGUUGUUGCACUGGUUGUUUUCUUGUGUGGGACAACGGCUUAUCGUUUUAGUGUCAAAGGUGACAAGAAAAAUCCGUUUGUGAGAAUUGGUGAGGUGUUCAUUUUAGCAGCUAGGAAUUGGAAUAAAGCAUCUUCGGCAAUAGCUGCAGAAGAAGAAGUGCACGGAAAUCUGCCAACUGAAAGUUCCAAGCAAUUCAAGUUCCUCAACAAAGCCUUGCUUUCUCCAGAUGGUUUGAAGGAACAUGGACAGACAUGUAGCAUCAGAGAGGUUGAAGAAGCAAAGGCUGUUCUGAGGCUUGUUCCUAUAUGGUUUGCAAGCUUGGUUUAUGCUGUUGUCUUUGCACAAUCCUCGACUUUCUUUGUCAAGCAAGGAGCUACUAUGAACAGAUCAAUAACAGCAGAGUUUAAAAUAUCAUCUGCUUCGCUGCUAUCAUUUGCUAGCCUUGCAAGUAUUCUCUUCAUUCCUAUAUAUGACCGCAUCUUUGUUCCUUUGACAAGAGGCUUUACUAGGAAACCGGCUGGAAUUACAAUGCUUCAGAGAAUUGGAAUCGGGAUGCUUUUAUCUGCUAUAUCUAUUGUAAUUGCUGCCUUAGUUGAGAUGCAGAGGCUUAAGACUGCUCAAAAACACGGUUUGGUAGACAGGCCAGAUGCCAUGGUUCCUAUGAGUGUGUGGUGGCUGGUUCCUUCUUAUGUUCUGUUUGGAUUGUCUGACGUGUUCACCAUGGUCGGUCUUCAAGAAUUUUUUUAUGAUCAGGUCCCAAACGAAUUAAGGAGUGUUGGACUUUCACUCUACCUUAGCAUCUUUGGGGUUGGAAGCUUCUUGAGUAGCUUUCUCAUCUCAGCCAUUGAGAAUGCAACUGGUGGGAAUGGUCAAGAUAGCUGGUUUGCAGAUAAUCUAAAUCGGGCACAUCUUGAUUACUUUUAUUGGCUACUUGCUGCACUCAGUGCCAUCCAAUUGGCUCUCUACUUGUAUUUUACAAAAUCUUAUAUUUAUAACAAGGGACAAAGAUAAAUCUUCAUUAUUGCAUUUAUCUACUUGUAAUUUAUCAAGUCCUUUAUUAACAUCAAUAACUACAUCCUAAGUCAUUUCUAUGAUGACAAACUCCUGUAUUUUGUAUCCUCACAACAACUUCACUACUUGUUUAGUGUACUUUAUUAAGUGAAAGAGAAAAGAUCUUGCAUCCAUCAAAGCUGCUUCCUUAUGUACCGUUUGCUGCAAACUAAAUUCCCAUCUGCAUGAUAGUUUCUUAGUUUUGAAAAUUGUUGAUAUCAUGUAGAAUAAGAUAUUGGUGGAGCUAUCCAAAGGUUGGGCUGCUUAUAAUUCCAGCUCACUUGAACUAGGAAUUGGAGAACAUCAUUUUCAGCAAUAGCUAUGGAAGAAGAAGCUCAUGGGACUCUGCCAUCAGAAAGCUCCAAGCUAGUCAAAACAUCUCUAGAAAGGUUUGCAGCAUCAGAGAGGUUGAAGAAGCAAAGGCUGUUUUAAGGCUAGUUUCAGUGUGGGCUACAAGCUUGGUUUAUGCUGUUGUCCUUGCACAAUCCUCGACUUCCUUCACCAAACAAGGAGCUACCAUGGACAGAUCAA